GGAUAACAUCAGCGAAGCGAUAAGAGGAAGGACAGAGACAGCAGCCGAAGCGACCGUCCGGAGCUGCGCGCGAGGCAAGGCCAUCCGCCAUGACGCUCUCCCUCUCCACCUCCUUCCUCCCCAUCCCCGCCGCCUCGAGGGCCACCGCCCGCACCCUCCGCUCCGUUGUCCCGUCACAGGGGAUGCGCUGCUCGAUGCGCAAGAAGGGGCUGCACCCGCAGAUCUACGAGGACGCGAAGGUGUACUGCAACGGCGAGCUGGUGCUGGUGACGGGGGGCACCAAGCCGGAGUACACGGUGGACGUGUGGUCCGGGAACCACCCGUACUACGUCGGUGACACCUCGGCGCUGGUGGUGAUGGACAGCCAGAUCGAGAAGUUCCGCAAGAAGUGGGGCCACAUCAAGGAGUACUGGCCCGAGGACCAGUGGAGGGAGAUGCACCCCGACGGCGACCCGGAGUUCGAGCCCGAGGGGGACAACUGAUCGACGGCGUCUCCCCGUUCAUCGUCUUCCUCCUCUUCUUCUUCCUCCCGCCCUCAUCCCCCGGUGCGUGGUCACGGGUCCUGUUUACCAUGCUCCCCUGAUUGGAAUUUGAGACUUGGUCGUUUGCAAUGCUCUCCAGGUGUUCGAUUAAUGUUCGCAAUGCAAUCGUACCAGUAUGUGUCUAUGUGAUAGUGUCUUGCUUGUGCAGUGCACUCUAAUCUUAGUACUCAUAUGAUCAUAUCCAUUGCCAUUAGACCCGAGCAGCA
Messenger RNA from Panicum hallii, 748 nucleotides. Its product is annotated as 50S ribosomal protein L31. Gene Ontology annotation, biological process: translation. The coding region runs from base 90 to 482 and encodes 130 amino acids. The record is from RefSeq and is a predicted model, not a curated record. Gene Ontology annotation, molecular function: structural constituent of ribosome. The transcript has 2 exons. Gene Ontology annotation, cellular component: ribosome. NCBI's taxonomy places the organism in Eukaryota, Viridiplantae, Streptophyta, Magnoliopsida, Poales, Poaceae.